Molecule: messenger RNA, 373 nt
Organism: Acaulospora colombiana
Lineage: Eukaryota; Fungi; Glomeromycota; Glomeromycetes; Diversisporales; Acaulosporaceae
Source: the annotation of a GenBank genome assembly
GAUCAACCCAAAGUUUAAGCGUCUUCGGUACCGAUACGUUUACGGCAUCGGCGUUUCCGAACGGGCUUCCAAUCAUACCGGAGAAAUCUGGGAUACGCUCAUCAAGAGUGAUUUGGAAGCUAAAGAAGUCAUUGCUAUGUGGACGGAAGAACAUUGUUAUCCGUCUGAACCUGUUUUCGUGGCAUACCCGGGUCGAGAAAGUGAUGAAGACGAUGGAAUUUUAUUGAGUGUCAUAUUCGACGGAGAAAAUUUAAAAAGUUUCUUGGUGGUGAUUGAUGCAAAAACGAUGAAAGAAUUGGCUAGGGCUGAUUUGCCUCACGUCGUGCCGAUAUCCUUUGGCCACGGGGAAUUUAAAGAACUCAAAAAGGAAUAA